Molecule: messenger RNA, 747 nt
Organism: Ipomoea nil (Japanese morning glory)
Lineage: Eukaryota; Viridiplantae; Streptophyta; Magnoliopsida; Solanales; Convolvulaceae
Product: sporamin B-like
Exons: 3
Coding region: 20-652 (210 amino acids)
Molecular function (GO): endopeptidase inhibitor activity
Source: RefSeq, a predicted model, not a curated record
UAACUAGCUACCUACCAAUAUGAAAACCCUCGCAGUACUCUUAUUCGCACUUUCCCUCUAUCUCCUUCCCAACCCAACUCACUCUACGUUCAAUCCCAUCCGCCUUCCCACCGCUGACGACACUCCGGUGCUGGACACCGACGGAGACGCGCUCCGGGCCGGCGAAACUUACUUCAUAACCUCCACCGGACGGGGAGCCGCCUCCGGAGGAGUGGGACUUGCCUGGUUAGAUUCGGCGACAAAAUGCGCGAGCAACGUGGUCAUAUCGGGCCCCUUAACGAACGGCGACCGCAUUAGGAUCAGGCCGGCGGACCCCAACGCCACCGUCGUCUUGCUGUCGACCUUCCAGAGCUUCUCAUUCUCCGUUGUGACGUCCCGGCUUUGUGUGAAUAGUGUCUAUUGGAGGAUCCGGUACGACCAGCCAUCCGGCCAAUACUUCUUGAGCUCCGACGAGUUUGUCUCCGACAUUAGCGGCCAGUUCAAGAUUGAAUUCGUGUCGGGCCGUGACGUUUACAAAAUCACUUAUUGUCCCUUUGGCGGCCACAUAUGCUACAACGUUGGCAGAUACUACGACGAGUCGGCCCCGGCUCUGCGUUUGGCUCUCGAUCAAGAGUUUGCAUUCUCUGUUAAGUUCGUGAAAGCUAGCGUCUGAUUUAUGGAUUGAUGGUUAGUUAUGCUAAAUAAGUGACGUUAGUUGCAGGUUGGUUUGACAAUGUACAACAAAUUCUCAAUUGUUGUCUUGUGUAA